AUGGGCGAUGACGAGGACGAGGAAUUCGAUGAGCACGAGGACGACGGGUUCAACGACCCGAGGCAAACCGAGCGGGCGCCCAAGGAUGUCACCGACGAACUCGCCCACUUCACUCGCGAGGAGGCCAGAACCCAGGAGAAGAACGCAUCCCUCGUCGAUCGCGGACAGACGGAGGCGUCGCAGGCUGUGGAGACGGCGUUUGACGCGCUCGCCGCGUACGGGGUCAGCGGGUCGCCGGUGUCGCCCUCGGCGCUGUCCGCGUUUGGAUUAACCUCCGCGCCUGGCUCCGGGAACGCCUGGUUGCAAUCGGGGAUGUCGCCCCCGUCGCCUGGAGCGGUUGCUGCCGCGGCUGCCGCAGCUGCCGUGUCGGCGUACGGAUCCCUCAGCAGCCCCUCCGGAAAGUCCAGGUUCGCUUUCGAAAAGCCGGUUACGGGGUCGCUCACUGCCGAGGUGGAAGCUGCGGUGGCGACGGAUAUGAACGAACAACACGGGCUGGCGAAUACUAUGGAUGAAACGACAACCACGGCGGGAAUGCCACCCGCCCGCCGAGCUCCCGUCACUUGGUCGGAUGAUGCGUUCAAGGUGCCGGCGCCAAAGCCGAAGAGCGCGCUGCUCAACACUGAGGAGGAUCCAAAGCUCAAGAACGCGCUCGUGCUGGCGCGAAAAGAUUGGAUGGAGUUGACCGUGAGCGAGGUGCAAGAGAUUCUCAAAGCUGUGAAGACCCUGAUUGGGCGACGAAGGGCGCCCGCUGCGAAGAAGAAAUCACAAGAGGAGAUCCUGCUUCACGAGGACGUAGAACGCAACAAGUGCAUCGCGUGCGGCCGAUGCUUCGACACGCCCUACAAGCUCGAGGAUCACAUGAACCUGCACACGGGCAACCAACCGUUCGCGUGCACAGUGCCCGGGUGCGGAGCAGCCUUCAGCAAUCGCACCGCGCUGUCCAAGCACAAGAAGACACACUCGAAGGAGUUCGCCUGUCCGGCUCCCGGCUGCAACCUAGCGUUUAGCAACGCGUACGAUUUGAAGCGGCACUCCGUGACGCACUCGGAUGAGAGACCGUUUGCAUGCAAGACGUGUGGCAAGACCUUCAAGCUGGAGAACGCGCUAAUCGCGCACCAGAGGGUGCACACAGGGGAGAAGAAGUUCAAGUGCGAGCACCCGGGUUGCGGCAAAUUGUUCGGGUACAAGGUUGACCUUCAGAGGCACGAGCGAACACACCAGGGGCAGAAAGCGAAGCCCUCGAAACUUCCCUCCGGAACCCUGGGUGAGCUCCCGAGGGGAGUCAUAGAUUGAUGAGAGUAGACCCAACGUCCUUAGAUGUACGACCGAAAUAGUGUUUUAGAAGUGCUAAAAGCAUUCAUCA
This is a messenger RNA of Micromonas commoda, 1363 nucleotides long. RefSeq lists its product with no specific name. Gene Ontology annotation, biological process: central nervous system development; regulation of transcription by RNA polymerase II. Gene Ontology annotation, molecular function: RNA polymerase II cis-regulatory region sequence-specific DNA binding; DNA-binding transcription factor activity, RNA polymerase II-specific. Gene Ontology annotation, cellular component: nucleus. The record is from RefSeq and is a predicted model, not a curated record. Lineage: Eukaryota; Viridiplantae; Chlorophyta; Mamiellophyceae; Mamiellales; Mamiellaceae. The coding region runs from base 1 to 1293 and encodes 430 amino acids. The transcript has a single exon.